Exophiala mesophila is the source of this 3353-nucleotide messenger RNA. RefSeq lists its product as hypothetical. The coding region runs from base 739 to 2184 and encodes 481 amino acids. The record is from RefSeq and is a predicted model, not a curated record. Gene Ontology annotation, cellular component: nucleus. The transcript is spliced from 2 exons. NCBI's taxonomy places the organism in Eukaryota, Fungi, Ascomycota, Eurotiomycetes, Chaetothyriales, Herpotrichiellaceae. Gene Ontology annotation, biological process: regulation of transcription by RNA polymerase II.
CAAUCCCAACUUUGGGUCCAGAGAAAGCACUGCCUCUUGCACUGCCUCACCAAUCAAAGUUGGACGCCUCCUAGCCCAUCAAACAACAGCUUGACUUUUGUCUGAUCUCUUCCUGCCUUGACUUGACCCCAUCAGCCUUGCAUGUACUUCAUCCAUCCUCGUGCAACGACCAUACAACCACAGAAGCCAUUGUCCUACUACCCAUUAUUCUGCUUGCACCACAGUAUCACGACUUACCGUCCCAAGACUCUUCAAAACACAGACAGCAACCCACGAUUGGUUGUGUUCCCGGCCUGCAGCCUCCGCAGUUUGCCUACUACUUACCCAACUUCUGGAACCCACACGGUUGGAGAACCACAGAGCCCACAGAGAAGAAUCGACCCUCGAGUCCUCAUCGUGUUUUCCCCGCUAUACACCUCAGACCACCACCAUCGCCAAUCUUGUCAUUUGCAAUGCUCUUGAUGGUCAAUGCUACGCCAUCUUCCUUUGAUGGGACCAGGGCCCGUCACUGGGGCCUUCCCAUUCCCUCUCCAGCCUAAUGCUUCCUCCAUUACAUAUUGUUCGAGGUCCUUUGCCUCGAGCAUGGGGCUAACUCGCCUUCUUUCUAGAUCCAAAGACUAGGACAUCCCUUGCAAGUCGACAACCCAUCUCUCCGGCGACGCCAACCUAUCUAUGGGUUGUUAAUACCACAUGUGUGCUUACCCAGCAAUGUGCAGACCAUGAUUCCGACAGCUACUCAUGUCAAGCGCCGAAGACCAAUACUACCGUGUUCCCUACUUUGAUCCAGAGAGGGACUUUUUGGGGCCUGAGAGAGCUGUCUCGCUCGAGCCGGUGCAACCCACUUAUGAGCCAGAGGAGAGCCCUCGGCCGCCCCUGGUUCGAUACGACACAUCUUCAUCCUCAGGUGAAAGCGAAGGAGAGGGCAACACGGUGCCGCCCAGAGGUUCCAAGAAUAUAAGAGGUCGAACAGCACCAUCAAUCUGCGGGGCAGCCCUUAUUCCAUCCCUAGCCCUAAGUCAACCGCAAAACCCUCUCGCCGCAGGCAAGCAUGCUUUAGAGUCUCGCAUCGUCUCCGGGGCAGAAGAAGGGGAGGAAGACAGGGAAGGGGUGGCGGACCAAGGAGAAGGCCAGCAGUUCACCUCAGUUGACGGCCAGAUGAGACAUUGUGUAUAUCCCAUCGACAGUACAGCCUCGACUGUGGAAACGGAAGCGGAAACGGGGGUGGUUCACUCGGUUGACCCCAGGCGCCGACAUUCAUACCACGAUGGCUCGAAUUUACCCUUGGCUGCUGAUCGUUCGCGCCAUCAUCAUGGAACAAAAGAUGGGAAUCACGAGCUAUCGAAUAGGGAAGGGUCUCGUACAAGCCACGAUACAACACGCCCAAGACAUGGUUGGCAGACCCUUCCCCCCCUUAGUUCUAUCCGUGGUCCAGGAAACGCACCUCUGGAUCUUGAUGGCAGUUCUGAGCGUGAAGGUUCACUUGUCUCUCCCACGUUGUCCAAAUUUGCCAUAUCUCCUCGAGAUGUGGAUCGUGACAGUCUCAUCACUCUGCCGGCCUUGCAGCGUUCGCCACCACCAACCUCCCAACCCAGGUCACCAGAAACGAAGCAGACUUUGCCGCCCAUUACCAAUUUGAUCGAUUCAAGCUCGGGUCUUCACUCUCCGCUGCUAAGCAGAAAUUCUCCAGGUCGCAGUUCUCAAACUCCAACUUCAUACGCACCAUCUCCCCACCCAGGGAUGUCACCACCUGCACCUCCUGUCCACUUCAAUUUUCGAUCUUCCACUCGAGACAGUUCGAUCUCCGGAACAUCCGAAUACAACUCGAGCACAUCUACAGCAGGCUCUAAUUCGGCGUCUUCCCUCGUUGCACAAUCUCCCGCGGCAUCGUACACAUCUACUCUAUCCAUACUACCAGAACGGGACCUUCUGCCGCGACCAGACGACUUGACAGGUCUCACGUUAUCUGAUCCCACAAAGACCGUCCCAUCAUCAGAUUCGAAUUCCACAAACUCCUACGUCUGCACACAUAAGGGAUGCACCGCGCAACCUUUUCAGACCCAGUAUUUGUUGAAUAGCCACAUGAAUGUCCAUUCUGACGCCAGACCACACUUUUGCCCCCUCGACGAUUGUGCACGUGGCCGUAACGGCGAGGGCUUCAAGAGGAAGAAUGAAAUGAUCAGGUAAGAGUCAGCAUUUUAAAGAUCUUGGGAAGAUGAUGAUGUUGGUCAUUUCUGACAAAAUAUGUUCGACAGACAUCGGCUCGUACACGCCUCUCCUGGGUAUUUAUGCCCUUUCUGUACAGAUCAGCAGCAUCGAUAUCCACGACCAGACAACCUCCAACGCCAUGUGCGCGUGCAUCACACCGACCGCAGUCGCGACGACCCUCUUCUACGCCAUGUCCUCAACCAGCGACCUGAUGGUGGUAACAGGGGAAGGAGACGACGUAUAGGCACAAUCUGAGACGUCGUUUGGGAGUGUGUUGAACAGAACAUGUAUGUACAAGCCUGAACGGUUCACGAAAGUAAUGAGAUGGACGAGAUAUACGUGUUUUAUUUUACAUUUUCAGCCAAAUGCACGUACCCUGCGCUUGGAUCUCGGGGCGGCGGGUGGAUUUCGCAUGGUAUCAACACGUCUCGAACAAUGUCGCUGCUCGCAUCAUACGUCUCGUCCCGUCUCGUCUCCUCAUCGGCAGAAAGCGACUCGGUCACAAGAGAAUAAGCGAAUUCGGACCUUUUUUCCCUUUUCCAUUAACAGGCCCAAGAGCCAUUUACGAAGUUAUGAACAAAUUUACAAUAUCAGCCAGCCAAAAAUGGCACAGGUCAGUUUUAGGUUAGGUUUGGGGAUGGAAAGUCAGUCAUCCAUCCAUCUCAUCUCGGCGCAGACAGAGUGAAUCAAGAGAAGGAGCAGGAACAUACGACGAAGCAAACGAACAUGAAUCGAAUCAAAUCCUGUCUGAUAUUAGACGAGGAAAAUUGAAUGGUCAGCGGGGUUCCAGGGCAGGUCUAAAAGAACACCAACCUAGGUUUUAUGAGAGCCAAACCCCCCCAUCUUCUCUCUUUAUCUAUAGGCAGUGUGUUCUUAAGUCAGGCUCGAACUUUGAGUGUAGAGAAGAGAUACAGAACAAAAAUGACUGGUCUUACUUGUAUUUGGCGGCCGUCAUAAAGUAUCUUUUCUUAGCACCCAUUUAGGAAUCAAGAUAGCUAGCUACAUACCGAAAGACUCAGCGGCGAACCUUGACCUCUUCAAAGUCCAUCUCCCGUUCUCAUAACCCGAGUAUCUUGGCGUCAGGUUGAGAGGUGACAAGGUGGAGGUUCGCUCCUCCUUGAUAGCCGAGGAGGGCUUCACUAUCUUCA